Messenger RNA from Linum trigynum, 2595 nucleotides. Lineage: Eukaryota; Viridiplantae; Streptophyta; Magnoliopsida; Malpighiales; Linaceae. The record is from the annotation of a GenBank genome assembly.
UGCAAUAAAAGAAUGACGACCAAUGGAUCGGAUCAUGGUCACCCUUGCUCGGUGUUGUUUGAGCUACGAAUCAUGAGUUGUUGCGCUAUGAGAUAGAAAGUGAAUCUUUCCCCACCAGUUUGAAAAACAAUCAAACCAUCUAGAGGCAUGCCGAGAUGGAUGAAGGGCCCGUUGAUGGUGGGGUGCUGAAUCGAGUACAUGACCUCCCAGAAUCUGCCAUUAAGAUGUGGGGGUGCCAACAAUAUUUAUUAUCUGGCUAAUUUCAAGUUUGGUCACUACAAUUACAAUAAAAGUUCACGUUUGUCACUAAGAAUAUUGACUUUCAUGUAAUCUCUUCCAAGUUCCAAUUCUAUAUAACCAACAAAAUUGGUUUGACUCAUAAAUAAUUAUUAAGAAAAAGUAAAAAUAUGCAUCAGUGAUCCUUUAGUAAUUGGGCCCAAAUAUACCAGGCACCAAUAUAAUAUUGGCCCAAAAAAUUAGGGUAACGGUGUUUUUCUUCCUACUGGCUCCGUGCCGUACAUGUCCGAUGAGUCCGAGCGAGGAAAGCGCUGCGUUACAGACUCCUAACGCGCUUGUGCUACAUUGACCGAGUUCCGAAAGUUAAAAAAAAAAAAAACCUAACCGGAACAUAUCUUCUUUUUCUGCCCACCCUAAUCGAAAAAAAUUCAGUGGGAUACCAAUCGCACCAUCGUGAUGGCGGACGCGUGCGAGAUGGAAAAAUUGGAUUUGGGAAAGGCAACUUCCGGCGCCGACGGCGACAAACAAAUUGCAGGUUCGCAACAGAGGGAACUGCUGGAUGAAUUAGUGGCGGAGAUUCUUUCCCGCAUGGGGACGCUGAACGAAGCCGUGAGAUGCAGCAGCCUCGUGUGCAGCCGGUGGAGGAACACGUGGCGCUCAAUUUGCGGCGGGGUUCUGGAUUUCGACGAGUUCAAUGAGGCGCUAAUUCGGAGGAGGCACGAUGGCGCCGCCGACGACGAAGAGAAGAACCGGUUCGCAAAUCGGGUCGACCAAGCCCUGAGCUGCCUUGUUCAUCAUCAAAACCUGGACGCCCUGAGAAUCGGGUCCGACCUGCUGGAGAUGGAUCGAGUCGGGAGAUGGCUAGAAUUCGGGCUGGCCAAAAGAGUCAAACAACUGAGCCUAUGGUUCUACUACUUUUUCUCUUCCCACUCCCUCGGUCUCACCUUCUUCACCCCUGAAUUCCUCGCCAAGCACGACCUCCGCCGCCUCGAGUCCUUGGAACUGUACGGCGUGUCGUCGAUUUCUCAACGAGCCGUCGACCACAUCCUGUCCGAGUCCAACUGUCCGUCCCUGCGGUGCUUCCUCCUCAACAGUUGCGUGUUCCAGAAGAUUAACGGGGGAGAUGCCGUUCUGAGACUUGGUUCCAGCAACGUACUACAACGUUUGGAAUUCAACGAACUUGCCAACGUUGCCAGAGUAGAGCUCAUCUCUGCCCCGCGUCUCCUCGAUUGCUGGCUGAGAGGAUUCUCUCUUUCGCAGGUGGAGUUUGGGGAUGGUAUUCCUCAACUUCGAGACGCGGUGUUGUGUUGUAGACAAGGCUUGUUGCUUCAGUGGCCGUCUCGCGAUCAAUUCGACAAGAUCGCACCUCGAUUGAGGAACCUCUCGAUCGAAGUCGUUGGUUCUGACCUCCUCCCCAACCCUGCUCCUCCGCCAGAGUGGUUGGUGUUCAAGAAGCUUACAACAUUGGGUCUGUUCGUGCACGUAAAACGUGCGCCUCCGAGUUUCUUGGAAUGCACUCUCCUGUUAAGAGCGGCUCCAGUGUUGCAUAAGCUAGCCAUAUGGUUCGGCGAUUUAGAUGGCGAGGGUGAGCCGAGAGGAUGGGAGGGGUGGGACUCGGAUGCAGCUCGGUCUUCGACGUGGAAGCAUCACUCUCUAAGGGUGCUUGAGCUGCACGGGGUGCAUCCACGUUGUGGAGCUGUCGAUUAUGUUCGCAAAAGCGAGCUGGAGCUUGCUGCUAACAUCAUCAUGAACUCGCCCUCUCUGAGCCGAGUCGUUAUCGAUACUCGUCGUCGAGAGUGGCUCCAUGGUUUUCGUGGCCUGAUCAGGUUUUCCCAUACAACUGAAGCUCUUAGAGGUGAAAUCAAGAUGGAGUUGGAAACUCAACUUCAAGGCUGCUCUGCUACCUCCCGCAUUCACUUCACUUAUCAGUGAUAACGAUGGUAACUUGGGAAGAAAGAAAACUCUAUCGUGGACAUGACAAGGAGGUUUUUUUUUUGUUGCUCGUUUUAUUUUCUCGAUCUUGGCACUUCUUUGUUUCGGUUUGAUAUAGUUUUGUUUUUGGACUUUUUUUUAGAAGGGGUCGGUUUGAUAUAGUUUAUUGAAAUGUGCAGCCUGUUUUUUAGAAGAAAUUAUCAGUUUCAUUAGUUGUUAAUCGACAUAACUACAAAUGUUACAGGGCAGGCCGUAUCUUUUCUACUCUAUGUUCUUUUUUCCCACCAAUCCUCCUUCUCCUCCCCCAACGUGAGGUAAAUGGUAGUGUUGGAUGGCGGAUGCCUCGAUGGAGGAGCUACAAAGAUAGAGAGGGAAAGGGAUUCAGCAUGAAGAUGGAAUUUUUUUUUAUAAAACUAAUUUUUGAAA